Messenger RNA from Fulvia fulva, 366 nucleotides. RefSeq lists its product as uncharacterized. Lineage: Eukaryota; Fungi; Ascomycota; Dothideomycetes; Mycosphaerellales; Mycosphaerellaceae. The record is from RefSeq and is a predicted model, not a curated record. The transcript has 2 exons. The coding region runs from base 1 to 366 and encodes 121 amino acids.
AUGCAGUUCACCACCAUCGUCAUGACUCUCGCGGCCGCAGUCGCCGUCACCGCCUACCCAGGCUCCUCCUCCGCCUUCGGCGUGGGCCAAGACGAGCACAAGCACCACAGCUCCGACGACCACUCCGCCACCGGUGCCUCCAAGGGCGCUACCUGCGCAGUCGGCAGCCAAGUCUCUUGCUGCACGACUGACAGCUCCGGCUCCGAUGUCCUCGGCAACGUUCUAGGUGGAAGCUGCUUGGUGGAUAACUUGAGCUUGAUCAGCAUCUUGAACUCGCAGUGUCCGGGUGCUAACACUUUCUGCUGCCCAAGCAACCAGGACGGUACACUCAACAUCCAUGCUGCGUGCAUUCCAGUCGCUUUGUAG